UGCUGCUCUAACGCCCACCAUGUCAGCCGGAAGUUUGGUCAUUUGUUUAUGUACUGGUUAAUGGAUAAGUGUUUGAGUUAAGUGACGUCACACGGUUUGAACACCGGGCCAGCUUGUGAAACAGCCUGGCAGUGAGUCAAGAAUCUCAGUUGGAAGUUUCUGGACAGUCGCCCGCUGCUUGUGGAGGACUUGAGUGAGAGCUUGUCUAACUAUCCGGCUAGCUGCGGGCUAAUAUCACUCAAGGACAGCAUGAGCUAGCUGUUAGAACCAUAGCUAAGAUAGCAGCUUGCAGUGAGAGGACGAGAAAGGCACCUGUCGGACGGUUACCACUCAUGUGUUGCCGAUAGUUAACAUGUCGGAUCAGCUCCAGCCGGCUUUCCCGAUCCAACAGCAGCCCAACCUGAACUCAGCUCCUCUCCCACAGUGUUUUGUGAAACCGUUUAACAAUCCUCUUCAAACCAAAAGGAACGUCAUAACAGACGAUUACAGUGUCACGAGGCAGGUGCUCGGGAUGGGGAUAAACGGCAGAGUGCUGGAAAUAUUCCACAGAGAGAGUGGAGAAAAGUAUGCACUAAAGAUGCUGCAGGAUUGUCCAGAGGCCCGGCGGGAGGUGGAGCUCCACUGGAGGGUGUCACCUUGCCCCCACAUUGUACCAAUCAUAGAUGUUUAUGAGAAUCUCUACCAGGGCAGAAAGUGUCUCCUCAUCGUGAUGGAGUGUAUGGAUGGAGGUGAAUUAUUCAGUCAUAUCCAAGACAGAGGGAAUCAUGCUUUUACAGAAAGAGAGGCCUCUGACAUCAUGAAGAGUAUAGGAGAAGCCAUACAUCUCUUGCAUUCCAUCAACAUUGCUCACAGAGACAUCAAGCCAGAGAACCUGCUAUACACCUCCAAAAGGCCAGACGCCCUCCUCAAACUGACAGAUUUUGGGUUUGCUAAAGAAAUCACCACCUUAAAUUCUUUAGCAACGCCAUGUUUUACCCCCUACUACGUUGCUCCUGAAGUUCUUGGUCCAGAGAAGUAUGACAGAUCUUGUGACAUGUGGUCUCUUGGUGUCAUUAUGUACAUUCUACUUUGUGGGUACCCUCCCUUUUUCUCACAUCAUGGUCUGGCAAUAUCUCCAGGAAUGAAAAGACGGAUCCGUAAUGGACAAUAUGAGUUCCCCAACCCAGAGUGGUGUGAUGUGUCUGAAGAAGCCAAACAGCUGAUCUGCCACUUACUGAAAACUGAGCCCACCCAGAGAAUGAACAUCACUGAGUUCAUAAACCACCCGUGGAUUAAUCAGUCCGUGGAGGUCCCGCAAACGCCUCUUCACACCAGCCGUGUGCUGCAUGAGGAACAAGAUGUCUGGGAGCAGGUUAAGGAGGAAAUGACAAAUGCCCUGCAAACGAUGAGGGUGGACUAUGAUCAAAUUAAAAUCAAAACCAUUGAAGACUCAACUAAUCCUCUACUCAUGAAGAGAAGAAAGAAGAGUAAAACCUCAGCCAAACAACCUCCAGGCUAGUGAAAUAAAAAGUUUUUAAAAGGAAUUCAGUUUUCACACAAACACAUUCACACACACACACACACACAUACACACGUAAGGUUAAUUAAGAAAAAAGGCUUUCAAAGGGAGCUUUAGGGGUGACGUGUUUUGCCAAUUUGCUCUAAAAUAAUACCUUUAUAAUAUACUUUAAGCCGUUUUUAUUUAUUUCUGUUACUGAUUAUGACUUUGUUUUAACACAUGGAAUGUAUCUAGGCAUCUUGUUCUUUUUAUUUGGUCUUUCAGGACUCUUUUAAUGCUUUAAAAAGUAUUCUGUGUGUGUGCACGUAGGCUCAUUAAAGACUCAUCUCACUUGAGGAAACGCAGAUCUGUAUGUGUUGUAUAUUGUAUCAGGAUAGUUUUUAUUUGUUUUUGAUGUACAUAUGUUAUUGAGCUUUGUUGGCAUUAACUGACAGUUUUUUUCCCCUGCUUCUUAAGUUUUUCCUAUUCUCUGUACUGAAAACUAUGUAGACUGAAUUUCCCUUCAGGAUGAUGUUGCAAUAGUAUGCCAGCAUCAUUUACAUUUGUCUUUUGAAUGACCCUUACCAGAAACCAAACCAUUUGUUUAGUAUGCUGACCUGAUGUCAGAAGUAUUUCUCAAGUUUUUUUUGCCAAAUUGUGGUUGUGAAGUAUUGAAACCUUGUGUAGCAAUAAUCCCGAUUGGUAUGCUCAUGAAACGGGUGAUAAUUGAAUUUGACUGAUAAAUCUGUGCUGCCAGCUGGACAACUGGUGCAUAUGUAGCAUACAUUUUCUCCAAAGCAGUAACUAAAAGUAGCUGCAUGAGGUCUGUUGUGUGAAGCAUGAAAAGAAAAGUGGAUGGCAGUCAAUUUUUGAUGGCAGUAUGUACAGUAGAAAAUACUGCACAACACAUUUUACAUGUCUGUCUUUUACUCAGGAUUAAAUCUUUUGAUAUUCUCUUUGAUUUUGUGUGUUGUUUGAGUUACAUAAUGUCCAGCAGCGCAAUUGCUUCUAACAAAUAAAGGAUGUUUUUAUU
Molecule: messenger RNA, 2510 nt
Organism: Centropristis striata (black sea bass)
Lineage: Eukaryota; Metazoa; Chordata; Actinopteri; Perciformes; Serranidae
Product: MAP kinase-activated protein kinase 2-like
Exons: 10
Coding region: 353-1498 (381 amino acids)
Biological process (GO): cellular response to vascular endothelial growth factor stimulus; vascular endothelial growth factor receptor signaling pathway; toll-like receptor signaling pathway
Cellular component (GO): cytoplasm; nucleus
Molecular function (GO): calcium/calmodulin-dependent protein kinase activity; calcium-dependent protein serine/threonine kinase activity; ATP binding
Source: RefSeq, a predicted model, not a curated record